ACUUAACAGACCCGCUAGUUUACAGUAUUAUAAUGUUUACACUUUCAGUCGUUUUAUUUUGUAACCUAAAUAUAAAAAUAUGGCUCUUAUUCUGAAGGCGGGGUGUGUUCCGGUGCGGAGCGCGCGAGGUUUGUUUUCGUGACAGUGGUGAGCUAGCUAACCUAGAGUAGCAGACUGACUCGUAAAUAAGAAUGUCCGCUUUUAGUUCCCAGUAGUUUGUCAAGAGAUUCGUCGUGGCGUUGAAGUUGAUUCCCUGCACGCCGUCAUGGUGAGCUACGUCACAAACUGUAAGGGUUUUACGCGUCACCUGGAAUGCAUUUGACCUCAAAAAACAUGUACAACACCUUUAAAGACGAAAUCUGGGAAGAGCUGGGACCACUAGACCCCGAUUGGUUUGAUGUGCUGACAUCUCAAACGUUUCCUAAUGAGAGCAAUGACUCUGAUGUAGAUGAGCUGAGUGCUAACCAAGAGAGACAUUUUGACACAGCAGCAGUGGCGAGUCAGCUGUUUUCAACCCCCAGAGAUUUCAGACACAAUAGAGUAGUGUCACCUAAAGCUGAGGAUGACCAUUCAUUCACACACGAACAAGAAAACGAAGCAUUGGCAUGGACAACAAUGCAAAGCCCAUAUUUGUUUGGGAUGUCAAAAGUGUGUGUUCCAGGUGCAAAAUAUGAAGUUAUACAGCCUCAAAGUGAUGAAAGCUUUGAUUUACUGCAAACCCCCAUAAAAUCCCCAGUCAGCUAUGCCAAGCAAAUAUCUGAAAGUCUAGGUGCACAGAUUCAUCCCGACAUAUCAUGGACCAGUUCUCUGAAUACCCCAACAGCUGUGCCACCGACCUUGAUUUUAUCUAAAACUGAUGGGAGUCCCUGCCCAGUGAGUGUUUCUGCAGAGAAAAAUAUUGUUACUGUGCGGAAGCUUUUCCCCUCUCUUUCAAAUGCAUGCAAAAUUGUGGCAUCUCCAUCGAAAAACGACGACGUACCUGCCCUUCAACAAGGUCCUGUUUCCCUUGUGGCUGAUCAGAAUCCAGAGCCCCAUGACUCCCUACAGAGCUCACUGAAUCAAAGUGAAGGUGUUUGGAGACAAAAGUUGCCAGAUGCUAUUGAGGAUGGAGAAAUUCGCAAGACAGUAGCAAGUGUUCUUGAUGGAGCUGAGAAUGUCCUCUCCAUGUUUUUUAGUAACAGUCAUUCUGCACUAAGAAAAGUGAAAACUGAGAGAACUAAGAGGAAACACAUUUUUCAAAAAAAAGAACAGGACUGCAGCAUCACAGACACCUCAGCAACAAACAAUGGUGCAUCUACUGAACAGAAAGUGGAUGAUCAGGACCCUGGCAAAUGUUCCUUAUCCCCAGUGGAGAAAACUGUACUAAGUGGAAACAACCAGUGGUCUCCACUGAGUUUAUCUGAAAUUCCUCUUUGUACUAUAGACACGUUGUGCCACAAUUACAUUCCUUCUACACAUGCAGAAAACAAAUCUUUAACAAAAAAUGUGCUUUGUGAUUCUGGUAAUCUGGCUAGGCCACUUUUGACACUCACACAUUCUGGAUUACCUAAGAAAAAUAGUAAGUUUAUUUACUCAGUUCAGACUUUAAAAACAGAAGAAAAAGAAAAGGAAUCUCAGAAAAUAGAUUUAUCAUCAAGGACUCUACAUUCUGGUCUUUUGACUUCCCCACAACCGAAAGUCCAUGAUCUUGACAUGUCACAGCUUUGCAAAGCCUUUGCAGAAGACUUCACUCAAAACCACUUCUCCCCAUCAUCCUGUUUGUCAGCUAUGAAGCAAGCAAAGCAAAAUACAAAGCAAGCCGGUCUUCACCAGGACUGUGAUGGUUUCAUUAACAGAGGAAAUCCUCCUGCCAUCAAUCUGAAUGCCUCCAGUAAUGGGGCCACAGUAAGUGACAGUGGAUUCCAAUCUGCUAUUGUAAACAAUAGUCAGAGUCAGUCGGGCUUUAAAGUCAAUACCCACAGGAAUGCACCUUUUUCAAGUACAAAUAAAGAACCUGGAAACACACAUUUGGAGGACACUUUACAGGAAACUGAUACCAAUAUGUGUGGUACAAUCAAGGAAGAGCUAGACUCGGGCACAGAGAAUGGGUGGCGCAAAGAGAGCAUGUCAACUCAAUGUCCCUGGAGUGGAGAACAAACAAGGCUACUGAAUUGUCACAUUAAUGCCAGUCUUCAAGAAAAAAUUGUUUCCCUUCCUUUCAUCUGCCCUGCAGGAUUAAAAACUGCUUCAAAUAAGUGCAUAGACACAGUCAACCUGGAGAGAGGUUUCUUUCAAGAGAAUGAAGCUGAAAAAACAAACAUUGGCCAUGACACCAAAGAUGUAGUUGGUCAUGAAUCAGUGACCAGUAGCACAAAGUCCAUCCCACAGCUGUCUCCAAGUGAAAGAUGUGGGAAUGUCAGUUGCCAGUUAACUGCUUCACAAAAAGCAGAUGUUACAGAACUUUGUACUCUCUUGGAAGAAGCAGAUAGCCAGUUUGAAUUUACACAGUUUGAAGCUGCAAAACUAAAACCACAUUGUGAACAUGAUGCCAUCUCUCUGAAAACAGUUGGAAAAGAACUUGACCCAGAUUUCCUUACGGGUAUAGAUUUUGAUGACAGCUUUACUUUAGAUGGUGAAAGACAAACUGUAGCAACUGUGAUGCCUGACAAAUUGACAGAUAGUAAAUCAAAUUACAAGGCAUCAAAGACCACAUGUAGCUCCCUCAUGGUGUCAAAUGCAGUGAGAGAGAACACCUCUACUGCAGAUGUAGUUUCUUCUGAAAGCAGCAGAAAUAUGUUGACUGAACCCAAAUAUCAGGCCAAAGCAGAGAACAGCGACAUAAACAAAGUGGACUUAAAAAAUACUUUGACACUUGGUAUGGGAUUUAAAACCGCAGGAGGAAAUGUUUUGAGAGUUUCGAAACAGUGUCUCAGGAAAGCAAAGGAUUUGUUUGCCGACAUUGAAGAGAAUCUAAAUGAUCAGAAAUCCCUAGAUAUGCAAAGGAGUGAAAUUGAUGCUCAAUCCAUGCAAGGACAGACCACAGGCAUUACAGAUAAAGAUGCCAAAGGUUUCAACAACAGCAAAAUGGACACAGGUCGGAGUGGAUUCCAGAUGGCCAGUGGAAAGGGGAUCUCUGUUUCAGCAAAGGCUUUGCAAGAGGCAGACGUUUUCUUUAAAGACUGUGUUUUAGAUUCCAACAAAGAUAUGUCAGUAAAACAUAAAAAGAGCACGGAACCUUUGGCCGACCGUGUCAGUCAAAAGGACAACCAUGUACAAUUCAAACGUGUCCAGAAAAUUAAACACAACUUUUCCGGAGAACCAGUCAGAAAUUUGAAGGAUAUACAUUAUGGAUGUAAAAAUAAUGUGGAUAUUGACAGUCCUGGAAUUAAUAAUACCUCAGCUUUGACAAAUGUAGAUUCAUCGCAAGAAAAUAAGUCUUUGAAUGCAAAGACAUCGUAUGCUUCCCCACGCACAACUUCCAAGGAUGGAUCUUCUGUCUGUGGAUUCAGUACAGCCUCUGGAAAGAAAGUAUCCAUAUCAGUAGAAGCCAUGAAGAAGGCAGAGUCUCUCUUAAAUGAAAGCCAUGCACUUGGAGAAACAAGGGAACUUGAAGUGGAAGUAGAUGCUUUCAAGACAGAUCAGUUUGUGCCAUCGAAAAAUGGAGGAUUUCAGACUGCCAGUGGCAAAGGAGUUGUCAUUUCAUCUGAAGCGCUCAAGAAAGCAAAAUCACUGUUAAGCGAAAGUGAAGUUGAGGUUGAUCGCAUCAGUGUAAAACCAUACUCCAAGAUGCCAGUAACUGGUCCACCACACAGCAAUUGUGGAUUCAUUACAGCCAGUGGUAAACCUGCAGCACCUUCAGCUGAAACCCUCCACAAGGCAAAAGCUCUUUUCAGUGACAUCGAUAUAAAGAUGCCAGUUGUUUCAGACAUAAGAAACAAUGGUAACACUGCCUUCGGUGAAUUGAGCUGCAGUGGCAGCUUCUGUACAGCCAGUGGAAAAAAGGUUUCUGUGUCAGAUGAUGCAGUAAGAAAAGCAAAAUCUCUUUUGGGUGAAUGCAUUGAAUUUGAGGAGACAAACAAAAAACAAUGUAAAGAUGCCUCGCCAACACAGAAUGGUGGAUUUCAGACAGCUAGUGGCAAAAGAGUUGCUGUGUCAUCCUCAGCCCUGAAGAAAGCAAAUGCUCUGCUAAGUGAAGUUAAAGGAGUUGGUGAUAAAACUGGUGUAAAACCAACACAUUGCCAGAAGUCAUUUUCUGGUCCAGCACCCACGACUAGUGGAUUGAAUGCUCCUAGCUAUCAGACUGGGGAACUUUCAUCCGAGGCCGUCCAGAAGGCAGAAGGUCUCUUCAUGGACACCUCAGCUGUUUCAGAGUCAAAGAAGACUGACCGAUAUGAUGGUGCUCCAAACAUUACUCAUUGUGGCUUUACAACUGCAGGGGGAGCAAAAGUCAUUGUGUCACAAAAAGGUCUUAUGAAAGCAAAGAGCUUCAUGAAGGAAUUUGAUGAUGGGGACUGCCACCAUCUUAAUUCAUACUCAAGUCCACAUGACACACACAAGCCAGAUCCACCAAAACCCAGGGAUGUGAGAAAUUCCUCUUUUAAGCCCAUCACUGACUUUGACAGUGACAGUGAGCGUGAAGUGGACCAGACAAUUCUCAAUCAGGGACCAAAGUCAUCAUUUCUUACCUUUCAGUCAUGUAACCUCGGUGGUUGUACAGAAACGCAGGAAAAGCUUCUUGCCCAGGAAGCACUUGACUGCACAAAAGCUUUGUUAGAAGAUGAAGGAAUAGCUGACCAAAAUCAUUCAGAGGCUUUAGGAAAUGUGCCACAUCAGGAAAAUGCCAAAUCUGACAGAAUUUCUGUAGAGGAACGAAAAGGAAAGUGGAAAAGAUCAGUAGAGGAUACAGAUAUGACUGGUCAGCCACCCCUAAAAAGACGAUUACUGGAAGAAUUUGACAGGACUGUUGAGGGUCCAAGACGCUUGGCCCUCCUUCCAGAAAGAAGUUGCCCAAGUGGUGUGAUAAACGACAGGAGAGUUUUUAAAUACAGCGACUCUCUUCAUCCAAAUGUCACAAAGCCACACAGCAAUGGAAAAAACUACGUCGAAACCAGGUUGCAAAAGGCCACUCCAACACAACACUCAACUUCAGGAGAUUCCAGACCUGCAGGUUCCAAGAUGCCAGCGUUUGUUCCUCCGUUCUGUAAGAAUGCAAAGAUGCCAACUCUUAAGAAUACUGCUCUGUCUGACAACAAGAGAAGACCUGCUUUUGUUCCUCCCUUCAAAAAGCAAGAAAGUUCCUCCAAAGCACAGGAGCAGGUUCUCCACCGUCUACCCUUAGCAGCACCAUCUAAGAGCGACAUUUAUGUACCACCUGUUAAAAAAGCCCAAAGCACCAACUCUGUCAUUUAUACUGAAAGCAAAGAUGACAUCCAGACCGUGGUCUUGGCUGGCAGCACAAAUGAGAAUCAAGUGCCUAACCCACACAAUCCUGUUGGUUGUAAAGCAGAGGACUUACUGGGUGUUCAGGACACGAUGUCCAGAGACCAAGAAUUUCAGAAUCUGGAAAAUCUGGAAUUGGCACGAGACAUGCAAGAUAUGAGAAUCAGAAAGAAGAAGCGUCAAACCAUUCGACCUGUGCCAGGCAGUUUGUUUCUAACCAAAACAUCCGGUGUCUCAAGAAUUCAGUUAAAAGCUGCAGCGAAUGGAAAACGUCCUGCAAGACACACCCAAGUGCAGCUGUAUGAAUAUGGAGUGCAAGCAAAUGUGUCUGAGAUCACUAGUGAGACUGCAGAGAAUUUUCGCUUCCACUUGCAACAGUUCUUCAAGCAAGAAGCAUUUGUAGACGGUGGUGGUGUUCAUCUUGCUGAUGGAGGAUGGCUGGUCAGCAGCAAUGACGGGACUGCUGGAAAGGAAGAGUUUUAUAGAGCACUAUGUGAUACCCCAGGUGUGGAUCCUAAACUGAUUAGUGAGCAGUGGGUGUACAAUCACUACCGGUGGAUUGUGUGGAAACAGGCCUCCAUGGAAAGAUCUUUUCCAGAAACAAUGGGCAGCCUCUGCCUCACCCCAGAGCAGGUUCUACUUCAACUUAAGUACAGGUAUGAUGUAGAGGUGGACCACAGCCGUAGGCCAGCUUUGAGAAAGAUUAUGGAAAGGGACGACACAGCCGCAAAGACCCUGGUUCUGUGUGUGUGUGGGGUCGUCUCCAGAGGCCAGUCUCCAAACAGAAGGAGUCAAAGCGACACCAGGACUCCACAGGGCACGGAUGCCAAGAGAAGCCUCGUUGAAAACCCAUCUGCAGUGAUCUGGCUUACGGAUGGAUGGUACGCCAUUAAAGCCCAGGUAGAUGAACCUUUGACUGCCAUGCUUCACAAAGGCCGGCUGGCCAUCGGCGGGAAGUUGAUCGUCCAUGGGGCUCAGCUGGUUGGCUCACAGGAUGCCUGCUCCCCACUGGAGGCACCUGAGUCUCUUAUGCUAAAGAUUUGUGCUAAUAGCAGCAGACCUGCACGAUGGGAUACGAGAUUGGGGUUUUACAAAGAUCCCCGCCCGUUUCUGCUUCCAGUUUCCUGUUUGUACAGCAACGGGGGCCCGGUAGGAUGUGUGGACAUUGUCAUACUAAGAAGCUACCCAAUACAGUGGAUGGAGAGGAAGUCAGAUGGCGGCGUUGUGUUUCGCUCUGUUCGUGCAGAAGAGAAGGAGGCGAGACGGUAUGACAACCACAAACAAAAAGCCAUGGAAAUAAUUUUUUCCAAGAUUCAAGCUGAAUUUGAAAGGGAGGUGAAAGAUAAUAACCCUCAACACAGAAGACGUUCAAUAAGUAAUCAAGAUAUUGCGAGUCUGCAAGAUGGAGAGGAGCUGCAUGAAGCAGUGGGCGAUGACCCAGCCUGUCUCGAGGCUCAUUUAAGUGAACAGCAGUUGGAGACGCUCCGUGUCUACAGGCGCUCUCUGAUUGAGAAAAAGCAGGCUGAAAUGCAGGACCGAUACCGCCGAGCUGUAGAAGCAGAGGACACUGAAGGGAUCUGUCCAAAACGAGACGUUACACCUGUUUGGAGACUUUACGUUGCUGACUCCAUGGACCAUCCAGGCAGUGUUUACCAGUUGAAUCUAUGGCGACCUUCCUCAGAUCUUCAGUCUUUACUGAAGGAAGGCUGUAGGUACAAAGUCUUUAACCUCAGCACUUCAGAUGGAAAGAAACGCAGCAGCAUUGAAAUGAUUCAGCUCACUGGAACAAACAAAACACAGUUUCAGAACCUACAGACUUCCCAGGAAUGGUUAUCUGCACGUUUUCAACCAAGGGUGUCAACAAGUUUUGUGGACCUUCAAAACACUGAAUAUCAUCCACUGUGUGGAGAGGUUGAUGUCACAGGCUGCAUCAUCAGUGUCAUAGAUGAACAGGGUCCCUCGCCUGCAUUUUACUUGGCUGAUGGGACUUUUAACUUUGUUAAGGUACGCUGUUUCAACAGCUUCUCCCAGUCUGGCUUGGAAGAUCUAGUUAAGCCUUGUGUGUUGUUGGCUCUAAGCAACCUGCAGCUCAGAGGUCAGUCUACUACCCCCACUUCUGUUGUAUAUGCUGGAGAUCUGACCAUCUUCUCUACAAAUCCAAAAGAACUUCAUCUUCAGGAAUCUCUUUGUCAGCUCAGGAAUCUGGUCCAGGGUCAAUGGGACUUUUAUCGGACAGCUGAGGAGAAACUUUCAUGUUUAAUCCAGUCUUGUGGCCUGAGCUCUGUCACCUCUGCAGGUCUGCCAACACACAGCCCAGCUUCUAUAACUGAGAGAGGACCAGACACAAAGGCAAAUCCUGUCAAAAGCCUCGGAUUCUUCACACCCGUGAACAGGAAGCCUCUUACGUCAACUUCUUCAAAUGAGAAAGACCCCAAAAGCCUGAAGAGGAGGCGAGCUCUGGACUACUUGUCACGUCUACCAUCUCCACCUGUUCUGUCUCAUCUAAGCUCAGUGGCUUCACCGUGCCUAAAAAAGACUUUUAACCCCCCUCGACGGUCUGGGACACCUAGCUCUUUAAAAGCUGUACAGACUCCAGCUUGCAAACCUGUCUGUUCACAGGUGGAGAAUGAAUGGGUGAAUGAUGAGGAACUUGCAAUGAUAGAUACUCAAGCACUGCGUGUUGGUAAUAUAGAUACAUAGAUCUGUGUAGAUGACAAUACAGUAGCUUUUUUUAAAAUGUAUAUUUAAAUAACCAGUGGCUGCAAAUUGCACACACUGUAGUUGUUUUAUAGUCUCACAAUCUCAUUAAAGCUGUGAAAUCAG
Betta splendens (Siamese fighting fish) is the source of this 8241-nucleotide messenger RNA. It is a transcript of the gene brca2, whose product is annotated as BRCA2 DNA repair associated. The transcript is spliced from 26 exons. The record is from RefSeq and is a predicted model, not a curated record. Lineage: Eukaryota; Metazoa; Chordata; Actinopteri; Anabantiformes; Osphronemidae. Bases 313 to 8118 code for a protein of 2601 amino acids. Gene Ontology annotation, biological process: double-strand break repair via homologous recombination; regulation of DNA-templated transcription. Gene Ontology annotation, cellular component: nucleus.